UGAGAGUUUUAGGCCACUAACAAACCAUGGCCAUUCGCCGUAAACGGUCCCCAUGCCUGCGAGGAUUCGGCGUGAGUUAUUAAACGUCUUGCCCUCCUUUGGCUCCAUCCAGCGCAACGCAACUCCUCGCGAGAUGCGACUCUCACAUUCGACGACACUUUUCUGCCCACUCGCCGCCCUCGUACACAAUGGAGAAAGACGCCGCAAAACCUCAGCCGCCACUCGUUACCCAGGAGUCCGAGACAUGGAGUGUGAGCCGGGCGUCUGUUGAGGACGACUCUCACGAUGUCGGCCACCCGCCACAACUCACCCGCACCGUCUCCUCCGGGCCCCCGUACUCCAUCUUCACCUCGAGGGCGAAGCUCUUCAUCGUCAUGGCCGUGUCCGUGUCUGGCUUGAUCAGCCCAUUUGGUGCCGUCACUUUCUAUCCUGUCUUGAAUGUGCUGGCACGGGACCUGCACGUGACUCCAAGCCUGAUCAAUCUCAGCCUGACAACGUACAUGAUCGCCCAGGCCAUUGCUCCCUCGAUCAUUGCCGGCAUGUCUGACAAUAGCGGCCGGCGUCUGUCAUUCAUCAUCUGCUUCAUCAUUUACAUCGGCGCCAACAUUGGCCUCGCAUUGCAGACCGACUACGCCGCCCUCCUCGUCUUGCGCAUGGUCCAAGCCACCGGCUGCAGUGCCGCCAUCGCCCUUUCGAACGCAGUAGUCGCGGACGUCGCCACGUCCGCGGAAAGAGGCAAAUACAUGGGCUAUGCCACCAGCGGACUGCUCUUUGGCCCGGCCUUUGGCCCGACUAUUGGCGGACUACUCGCGCAGUACUUGGGCUGGCGCGCCGUCUUUUGGUUCCUCGUCAUCUUCACUGGCGUUCUGCUCGUCAUCUUCGUCAUCCUCUUCCCCGAGACCUGUCGGAACGUGGUGGGAAAUGGCAGCAUUCCAGCCAAGGGGGUCAAUCUCUCGCUGCUCGGAUACCUGCAACAGCGACGGCAUGCCCGUGAGAACGAAUCCAUCCACGCGGAUCAAGCUUCGUUCAAGCUGAACAGGAAACGAAAAGUGACCUUCCCCAAUCCCCUGGCCGUGGCCAGAAUUAUUAUCCAGAAAGAAAGUGGCAUCAUCCUUCUUUACAACGGCCUCUUCUUCACGAGCAUGAUGAUCACCACCGCUUCUCUGCCUCACUUGUUGUUCACCACCUACGGCCUGGACACCCUAGACAUCGGGCUGUGUUACAUCGCAUUGGGAUGCGGCAGUCUCGCCUCCACACUGACCAUGGGCCACGUCGUGGAUUGGAACUUUAGGCGGCAUGCUCGCCGGUUGAACUACGUCAUCACAAAGGGAAGGCAACAGGACCUCAGGGACUUUCCUAUCGAAGUUGUGAGGUGUGAGAUUGUCAUCCCCGGUCACAUCAUCGGAACCCUGGCCACCCUGGCCUUCGGAUGGACGAUCGAUUUCGCAACGCCCCUCGCCGGGCCAGAAAUCGCAAUCUUCUUCCUCGGAUUCGGCGUGUCCACGGUCUUCAACCUCACCAAUACCCUCCUGCUCGACCUCCAUCGAGACACGCCGGCUACAGCCACCGCGGCGGUGAACUUUGUCCGCUGUCUCAUGACCGCUGCCGGCGCAGCUUUCAUCAUUCCCCUCUGUAAUGCAAUCACCCCCGGCUGGGCCUUCACCCUGUUGACGGGGGUGUAUGCUUUGUCCAUCUCGGGGUGUUUCCUCAUCAUGAAAAAGGGACAGCAGUGGCGAACCGAGGCUGCAGCGAAGAAGGAGAAAGAGGCGGAAAAGGUGGCUGCUGCCGCUCAGGCGGAUCUCGAGGCACAAGUCGAGUCGGACCGCCGGUUACAUGAAGUUGACGGGAACGAAGACCACGGGGAGGAGCUAGAGAAGAUGUCUAGCGCUGACAAGAAGUGAUGAUGACGCUGGAGAGCAUAUAGAUAGAUGAUAAAACGACGUAACGUAUAGCAGCAUGCAUUCAUUCAACUCUGAGCGAAGUUUAUGG
Messenger RNA from Neohortaea acidophila, 1989 nucleotides. RefSeq names its product major facilitator superfamily domain-containing protein. Gene Ontology annotation, biological process: transmembrane transport. The transcript has 2 exons. The coding region runs from base 189 to 1901 and encodes 570 amino acids. NCBI's taxonomy places the organism in Eukaryota, Fungi, Ascomycota, Dothideomycetes, Mycosphaerellales, Teratosphaeriaceae. The record is from RefSeq and is a predicted model, not a curated record. Gene Ontology annotation, molecular function: transmembrane transporter activity.